Messenger RNA from Penicillium robsamsonii, 1821 nucleotides. RefSeq lists its product as uncharacterized. The coding region runs from base 1 to 1821 and encodes 606 amino acids. The record is from RefSeq and is a predicted model, not a curated record. Lineage: Eukaryota; Fungi; Ascomycota; Eurotiomycetes; Eurotiales; Aspergillaceae. The transcript has 2 exons.
AUGUUUCCGUUUCUACUUUUACUUGGCUUUGUCAACCAAUCACUCGCCCAGUCCAAUUCGACAACCCUGGAAGGCUGGCAAUUUGAUGACAAUAGCCGCUCAAGUUGGGACAUUUUCUGGACUUGUGUUUCAACAAUUCUUGCCUGCACAUGGACAGCCCUGCAUAUUUCUGUUCCAAAACGUGAUGAGACACAGACAGUAUAUUUUUGGGUAAAGGCAGCGGCGUGGAUAGGCGCGAUACUUGCUCCAGAGUUAAUGGCAGGAAUUGCAGCCGAAGAAUUAUGGCAGGCAAGAUCAACAGCAGCACGCUGCAAUACUGCUUUCCGCACAGUAAACAGCGACCGAGGCGAUCCAGAUCCCUCACUGCCAGAGGCUUCAAAAACACGAAAGGCAGAAAUGUCUGACUGUCGCUGGGGCACUAUGCAGGGGUUUUGCCUCAGUAUGCAUGGUGUGCUUCUGCAGACCAAGGAUGACUGGACAUAUCCAGUACAUUGUGGCAAUAUUGUUGCCCUGAUCAAAACACGCGUUAUCAAGUCAUCUCAUUUGAGCUCUAGAGACAUCCAAGAUCGCGCCAAAGCUGACUCCUUUGCGAAAGGAUUUACUCUGCUCCAAGCCUUCUGGGUAACUUGCAAUGUCAUUGCCAGAAGAGCAUCAGGCUUGCCAAGUACAGCUCUCGAAAUUGCUACAGUGGCUUAUGUCGCUUGUGCCUUCGCUACAUACAUAACUUGGUGGAAUAAACCAAAAGAUAUGGUAACGCCAAUCACGAUUUAUCUGCCAUACGAUCGCAAUUCCGAGAGUAUGUCGCCUCAAGUUAGAGAUAUCCUAGACGGAGAAGUUGAGAACUGGGUCCACUCGGAUGCUUUUGCUAGAGACGUUGGCUCUCCGGUAUGGCAAAUCAUUGUCGCAGGUCUCUAUAUCCCACUCAUUGUGUUAUUAUUGAUUUUCACACCUUGGUUAUGGAAGGGGUACUAUCAAGAGUUCAAAGAAAAUUGGGCAGUGAUAAUGAAAAAUUGGCAGGUUCGAAAACCACCAGCCAGCCAUUCUGAUGACAGCGAUGGUGACCACCAAGAUGAGGAAAAUCCGCAGGAGACUAGAAAAGCAUGUCAAACCAGCAAAGGUGGCUAUAUAAACGAAGAAGCCUGCCAGGGGCCAGAAUUAGAGCCAGUUAUCAUCAAUGGUGACCAUCAAGAUGAAGAAAUCCCCCAGGAUAUUACAGCAGCAUCAGGGUCCCAACAGCCAAGAAACGAGCCAAAGGUUGACGGAAGAUUGACCGUAACAGAAACUUCGCAAGGAAAAGAACCAUUUAUGGGGUCCUCUGAAGCCAGCAAAAACGACCACCAAGACGUGGAAACCCAUCAGGAAACUGAGCCAGCAUCCGAGUCCCAACAUGUGGGAUACUCGCCAGAAGACGACGAAAGAAUGACGAUCAUGGAAUGGACCAACAUCGCUCAUUUCUACAUGUUUGCUGCGUUGGUCUUCUGUGGAAUACAUGUUGCUGCGUGGAACUCCACGUUCCCAACAAAGGAGGAGCAGAUAGUAUGGCGAGUGCUCUCGCUAUGUUCACUCUUGAUCACCUGCCCUCUGUACUUCAAAUUCCUUUGGUUAUUCUAUCGGUUCCGGCGGACAUUAGGUGACAAGGAGAAGCGUGUAUCAAGUAUUAGCUGGUCAAAAGCACCUGACCUUCUUUUCGUACUGAUAUGGUUUUGCUGUUAUGCAACUGCACGCUGGGGAAUUAUCAUUCUUAUGUUUAUAUCCCUCCGAGCGUUGCCUGCUAGUUCUUAUGUCACAGUGAAUUGGUUAGCAUCGAUUCCUCACAUUUAG